This is a messenger RNA of Yarrowia lipolytica CLIB122, 975 nucleotides long. RefSeq lists its product as uncharacterized. The record is from RefSeq and is a predicted model, not a curated record. Gene Ontology annotation, cellular component: endoplasmic reticulum membrane. Lineage: Eukaryota; Fungi; Ascomycota; Dipodascomycetes; Dipodascales.
AUGUUCUACGUGGUGGCUGCGCUCGUGGCGCUCAUUCUCGCGGUGUACGCCGCCGUGUUUGCCUUUUCGCACAAGCCUCGACCGGUGCACAAACACGAGCAGUUCUUUGAAACCACCGUGGCCGACGGAUCGGUGUCGCCCAAACAGCCGCUUGUGGCUCUGGAGAAGCAGGCACACGGACGCAAAGACACCGACGCCGACGACGACGACGACUACGUGUUCAUUUCGGUGGUAGUGCCCUGCUACAACGAAACGAAGCGACUGGGAGUCAUGCUGGAAGACGCGGUGCCAGUGCUGGACGCUCUCAAGCAGCCCUACGAGGUGAUCAUCGUCGACGACGGCUCGCGCGACAAGACCCCCGAGUUUGCGCUCGAGUGGGCAUCUCAACACAUGAAACCCGGCUCUUUGAGGGUCACCCGACUGGCCAAAAACCGAGGUAAGGGAGGAGCGGUGGCCCACGGAAUGCGCUUCUCGCGAGGCAAGUACGUGCUCUUUGCCGACGCCGACGGAGCCUCGGACUUCAAGGACAUGCCGCGACUUCUAGAGGCUGUCAAGGUCAACGACGGAGUGGCUAUCGGCUCCAGAGCACACAUGGUCGGCACGGAUGCCGUGGUCAAGCGGUCCUUCAUCCGCAACUUUCUCAUGAGAGGCCUGCAUCUGCUGGUGUGGACAUUUGGAGUGCGGACCAUCAGAGACACUCAGUGCGGCUUCAAGCUCUUUUCUCGACGAGCCACCGAAAACAUCUUCCCUUACAUGCACACCGAGGGCUGGAUUUUCGACGUCGAGGUGCUCAUGCUGGCCCAGAGAAAAGGUCUGGCCAUUGCCGAGAUUCCCAUUUCGUGGCACGAGGUGGAGGGCUCGAAAAUCGAUCUCGCUGCUGACAGUAUCAAGAUGGCCAUCGAUUUGGUGGUCACUCGAGUGGCCUAUAUCAUUGGUGUUUAUGGAGAUCGAGAAGUGAAUUUCAAGGUGGAGUGA